AGUGACCAGGAAGCCGCGCACUGGCAGCAUUUUCCUGCGUGGACGCGGGGAACCCCCACCCGGCGCGUUGCGGUGCCGAGGGGGGGGGGAGGCGGCGCCGGGCGACGACUUAAGAGGCGCGAGCGGGCGGCGGCGGCGGAGAAGCAGGUCGGGGCAGCGCAGCACCUGCAGGGGCCAGCGACCGCGUUGCCAGCAGAGAGGCCGCCGGCCGCGCCAGGGCGUCGAACCGGUUGGUGCAAGAGCCUCUGCAAGGGAGGCGGGAAGAUGGCGUCGCUAAAGAUGGCUGCCCUGCUAGUGGCGAUGAUGUGUGGUUUGACUCCAGAGGGCGAAGCUAGGGCGACGCCGCAGUCCGCGCACUACGACGCCGUCGUGGUGGAGUUCGCGGCGCGCGGGCGCGCCACGGCGGAGCCGGCGCUGGCGGUGGUGGCGCGCAACUGGGCCGCCAUGGAGCGCAUCGGCGCAGACGUGGUGGUGUUCCCGGAGGUGGGGCUGACGGGCAUGGAGGUGCCUGGCGAGCGGCCGCUGCUGCGCCCGCUGCUGUCGCGCGUGCCGGACCCCGCGUCGCGCCCGCGCCCCGUGCCCUGCGACGCCCCCGCGCCCGCCGCGCCCACCGUCUCCGACGUGGUGCGCAACGCGUCGUGCGCCGCGCGCCGCAGUGCCGUCUACCUCGUCGUCAACCUGCCCGAGGAGGCACCGUGCGCGGGGGAGCCCGACUGCCCGCCCGACGGCUUCUUCAUCUACAACACCAACGUCGUCUUCGACCGCACCGGCGCGCUCAUCGUCAGGUACCGCAAGACCCACCUGUACGUGGAGCCCGGCUUCAACAGCGGCCGCGAAGGCCAACGCCCCGUAUUCGACUCGGAUUUCGGCGUGCGCUUCGCCACCUUCAUCUGCUUCGACAUCAUGUUCGAGGACCCCACCUUGAAGGCGGUGCGCGAGAUGGGCGCCACGGACAUCCUGCACAACUCCGCCUGGUUCUCCACCCCGCCCUUCUUCACCGCCAUCCAGCUGCAAGGCAACUGGGCACAUGCGACCAACGUGACGCUGCUCUCGUCGGGCUUGAACCGGCCCAGCGGCAGCCAGACGGGCUCCGGCAUCUACUGGGGUGACCGGGGCGCCAUGCGGGCGGUGCUGCAACAGCAGUUCGGCACCACCGUCCUCCGCGUGCGGGUGCCCAAACGCCCGGCGUCGCCGCCCGCGCCCCCGCCCCCGCCCCCACCGCCCGCGCCGCCCACGCUGUACAACCUCACGCUGCCAGAGCCGCCCCUCCGCACCAGCACAGCCGGCCAACUGCUGUUGUACCGGGAAACAAUAUGUAGCGCCCCAUCAGUUACAAUCGUUCUGACAUCAAACUUCGACUGCCAAACGAAGAACAAAAUGGGUGCCACCGGCGGGGAGGCGUUCCCCACUGUGGGCUGGAUGGAGAACAUUGGUGGGGACCAAUGCAAGGGAGCAAAGAGUUCCGGUUAUCGCAUGCUGCGUGCUUCUUCUCCUGCGCAGGAGGACUUGAGCGCGUGGACGACGGUGCUGCUGCCGCCGGCGGGCGGCGUCUUCAACACCACGCUGUGCCACGGCUCGCUGUGCUGCCGCGUGGAGGCGCUGACGGAGGCGCCGCCGCCAUCCGCCGCGCGCGCGCCGCGCUACUUCUACCGCGCCGUGGCGUUCGACGGCAUGAUGCCCGUGGCGACGCUGGCGGCGCUGGGCGAGCAGGCGUGCGGCGUCGUCGCCUGCCUCGACGCCAACGACCUGCUGUCGUGCGGCGGCGUCGACACCCGCGCCGUCGCCGGCCUGCGCUUUAAGCGCAUCUCCGUGCGCGCCGCCGGGUUCCAGCGCGCCCGCGCCCUCCAACUUUAUCAAAAUUUUGUGGAAAAAUAUAUUAAUAAAAUUACGAAAAUAUUGAAUUUAUUUCGAACAGAAAUAAACACGUGCGACAAACAACCGAACACGCUGGCGGCGGAGUCGCUGAUGCCACUGCCGGCCGCCGCCUACCGCUUCCGCGCGCUGCCCGAGGCGCCGGGGUCGCAGCGCGUGCGCGCUGCCAUCGCGUCCACGCGGCCGCUCGACGCGUCGCUGCUCACCUUCGCCGUGCACGGGCGCGUCUUCUCACGCGACCGCUCCUACAGCGCCGCGCUGCCGCGCCCCUGACCUCGCCCUCUGCAAGACGACCACCAUAAACGAAGAAGAAGAAGAACAAGCUCACUUGGCAAUGUAUUUUUUCGCCAUUUGGUAUAAUGAAAAUUACAUAACAGUUUACAGAAAAAUCAAGGUCUCUGAUGGAAAACAUACGAAUCCAUAUUGUAAGUGGAUCUGAAUGCAACGCAAAGGACAAUCUUACAGCGUCAAUAUUUAUAAUCUCCUUUCUCUAUAGUUGAAUUUUGAUUAUUGUUAAUGGUCUCCAUAGUAUAUAAAUUUAUUGUAUUUAUAAGGUAUGAUAUAUUUACUUUUUUUGCAAUUUAUUGUUUCUGUAACAAAUUAAAUGCAUUUUUACAUUGUUGUAUUGCUUACGAAAUACACAAGUAUCAGAAGAAAUAUCUUCACUUUUGGUAACUUAUAUCUGAUUAGUAAAAUGAAACAAAUUACAAUAGAAACUAUGAAAGUAAAUAAAGUCUUGCUUAUUCCUAGGUCUAAAAUAAACAAAAAGUCUUUCAAACUGUAUUU
Gryllus bimaculatus (two-spotted cricket) is the source of this 2658-nucleotide messenger RNA. NCBI's taxonomy places the organism in Eukaryota, Metazoa, Arthropoda, Insecta, Orthoptera, Gryllidae. The record is from the annotation of a GenBank genome assembly.